Messenger RNA from Paramuricea clavata, 6007 nucleotides. NCBI's taxonomy places the organism in Eukaryota, Metazoa, Cnidaria, Anthozoa, Malacalcyonacea, Plexauridae. The record is from the annotation of a GenBank genome assembly.
GUAGCCAUUCUGGCGCAACGUUAAGUAAAACGCUAGAAUGCCUCGUAAGUUUUAUUGCAAAAUGAGUGAAUUUGCAAUCGGAUUUUGUCACAGCAAAAAAAUGUAUAAUGUGACAAUUUUUUUUUGUGAUCGGACCAAUGUGCGAUCAAAAUUACUUUCGCUCGGACAUUUGCCAAAUUUAGUCACGGACAUUGUCCGAUGUCCCACAGUAAUUUGCAGCCCUGCAUGUAUGUUACUUCAGCUGGAGUUCCUAUCGAAGUAUUCAGUGAUCACAACCACUGGGUUUCAUCCACCGAAUGAAGGACAAGAAUCAAUGUUUGUUGCGAUGGAGCUUGAUCUUAUCGGAAUACAACAUGAACAUACAACACAUAAAAGGACAAGACAACGUGAUCGCUGAUUGUCUUUCAAGACCAUGAACACGCUACGAACACGCUACAUUGAAAAGAAAGUUAAGAAACUUCAUUUCUUUCAAGGGGGAGGGUGUUACAUGAUAAUGCUUAUCAUGUAAUUUUGCAUAUAUCAAAUAUUAUACUAUACUUAUUCAUAUUAAAUAGCUUACAUGCAUGAGUAAGCAAAUAGUUUUAAAAAUUACGAUGUCCCACAACUAACGUUGCGGACAUGACUCGGUUUGGCGUUGGCCGAUUUGUGGUUACUGAAACUUGCUUUAACGAACUGUAUUGCGUAGGGGAAAUGUGUCGUAGUUUUGUAGUUUCUUCCCCUAGAAGAACGUAUAUAUAAAAGCCUGAGCACAGCUAGACAAUUGAUGCAUUAUUCAUAAGGCAAAAUCCUGAAUAACAUCGCCGUGAAGAUAUAGAAACUAUAAGUGAAAGAAAGAAUUAAAACUGGAUUAUACAAAGGUGGAGAUAUUAAAGAUAAAGAAUUGUCAGGAAUUGAAGAGUUGUGCUCAGUCGUGAAAAGAGAUAAGUUUGAACAGAUUUAAGAAUUAUAUUAUAUAUAUUAGGGAAAGUUAUAGAGACGCUAAUUAUUAAGUAAUAUAUAAGACUAUAAGUAAAGAAAUAAAAAAAUAUCAUUGAAAGUAAUUGGUUUCACAAUCUUUGUUGCGGGCAAAUAGAACCAAAAGCGCGGCCAAAUAAAUUAGUAAGGGCCGGCUCGUAACACAUGUCAAACUUAAAUAUAACAAAGUUAUAAUUAUGGACGACGAUUUGGAGGCAAUAGUGUCUAUUCCAGAAGAAUUAGAAGACGAAUUUAGUUCGAGCAACAUUGGCGAGGAGUUAGCGCUUGUUCAGGAUGAUGAAAGCUUUGAAGAUCGCUUUAGUAUAAUUUUUGUCAAGAGUAUUCCGUCUGACAAAUUAUGCAAUGACGCUCUUGAUUCACCAUUGCUAAAAUCGCUCUGGGAAAAUAUAAUACAGAACUGUGGUCAGAAAACUUCAAAACAAACACAAAAACUUUGCUUGGAAAACAUAAUAAUACUUUAUUUGAGAGUUUGUAGUUUCUCACAGCUUCUAUAUAAGCAAGUUUAAGGUUCAGCAAAAAGCAGCAAAGAGAAAUCUCUAAGGAAAGAACUAAAAAGGAAAAGUGAGGAAAAUAAGUAACAUGGUACAUAAUGUACUUUUGUAAACUUAUUAUGAUAUAUUAAAGAAAUUGUAUCCUGUAAUCUUGCCUCUUUUUUGGGGAAUUCUUAAUUUCCUUGUAGUUUUAAUUAAAUUGAACUUCAUUGUUUAUAAUAAGAUGGAAGUACGUAAGGACUGUUUUGCCAAAUGUCACACAUAUUACCAUACAUUAUGGAAAACGUAUGAUUGCGAUAUGGACAGCCCAUGGAAGGCCGACAAAGAGCAAACUGCUUUCACACCUUUGCCAAAUAGAAAAAGGAGUCUGAUUAGAAAUGGCUCACUAUUUGUUGGGACACUUCUUGGAAAUGCAAUUGCUCAAUUUUGCUCAAUUUUGUUCAAUCUAACUCUUUAUCCCGUGCCCAGUUCCCCCAUCCAAUCUAAAACCUCAAGGCUAACAACAAAAUCAAGAAGCCCAACCAAAGUCCUGUUGAGACAUUGAUAAAUUUUUAAUAAAGUCAAUUUUUAAUAACUUCUGAGAUUAUUUCGGAUUAUUUAUCUGGAAGAGGAAUUUCCCCGACUUUACUACGAGUUUUCCCCAGUCGACAUAAAGGAACAAUCUCCGCUAAAGUUAAUGUACGCGUUGCUCAUGUCGAAACCAUUACCAGAGAUAACUUUUGGCCCAAAUUUGUUGUAUGCAAACCUUGGAUAUCAAAAGACAAAUUUCAUCUGAAAAAGAACAAUGUCGGGAACUAUGAACAACACUAGCAACAACAAGAAAAUAUUUCUUUAAAAAAAGAAAUAAUGUUUCGUUCCAAUAUAAUUAUAGAAAUACCAGACGUCUGUAAUCACUUGUAUAUGUCCGGAGGGUCUAAACUGCAGGUUGCAGGCCGGUCUAAACUGCAGGUUAGUGCAGGUUAAUGCAGGUCAGUGCAGGUUAAUGCAGGCCGGGUAAUGGUUCAUGUACUUUAGUCUGUGUUGCCCAGUCGGUUUGACAACUGGCUUAACAUUACAUGGGGCCAAAAAAUCACGUUCAAAGUAAGAAAAUAACAUCCUGGUAUCGACGAUAACCGACGUUAAUAAAGUAAUCUACAAACAGGCCGCAAUUUUUUAAACUUUGCAUAUAACCUAAGGCCUUGAUACACUAGGGAAAGUUUCCUAAACAAAGUUUCUGAAACAUUUUUUUAGGUGGAAAAACUGCAAGAAUUUGGACUCCAAGGAGAUUCAUGCUCAAAAAGUGAAAAAUCUUCCCAGUCAUUCAAAAUAAAACAAAAGGUUUAAGAUUUUUUAUGAUACGAAUGAAACUUGUUUCAUAAAAGUUUGUUUCGGAGACUUUUCCUAGACAUAGUGUAUCAUCAGACUUGCUCCAAGUCUCUCUUUCAUUGUCAUAUCGAUCCACUAUAGUGUACAUUACAUGACGUAGUACGGAGGGGCGGAGCGUGAAAGAGAGACUUGUCAACUUCGGAAAAUCUCGGUUCAAAACUGAACUGAAGGACUUGCUUUAAUUGUUUUCUGUCAGUGUUUAUAUGUAUUGAUCUAGCACAGUGUAAAUAACAUGAGUUCCAUUAUAGUAAAUAAUACAGAAAGAAAUUGAAGGAAAUUAGAAAAACAAUAGUUGUCAAACCGACUGGGCAACACAGGCUAAAGUACAUGAACCAUUACCCGGCCUGCAUCAACCUGCACUGACCUGCAUUAACGUGCACUGACCUGCAUUAACCUGCACUGACCUGCAUUAACCUGCACUGACCUGCAUUAACGUGCACUGACCUGCAUUGACCUGCAAGCUGCAGUUUAGACCAACCUGCACCGACCUGCAACCUGAAUUAACCUGCAACUUGCAGUUUAGACCCUCCGGUAUACGUCGAGCAAUGAAAUUGGUUCAUUUUGUGAGGCGGGCGGGUUCUGGUAAUUUUUGCACGUAUUAGUAUAAAUUUUCAUUACCUGGAGGGGCCGAGCGGUCCAGAAAUACAGUAGUAGUAUUUAAAAUGAAGAAAAACAAAGAAAACUAUAUAAUAAAUAUAUACCGCUGUUGGCGCUUGAAUACUUCAAAUAUAAAACAUCGUGCCUGUAGAUUUAAACUGAAGUUCAGGCCCUAAGAUUUUGAUUGGUUACAAGUUCACAUAAACAACAGUUUUAAAAAUAGCUCGGUCAAGGCAUAGAAUAAGGUCAAGGGCUCAAGGGGACAAUAAUAAUAUAAAGGUCAAACGCACGUAACAAAUCCAUUAUCGAUUUCUUCGAAUUUCUUUUCUUUUAUGCUUUAUGGCAGAAAAUAAAUCAAACAAAUAGUAUUUUGAAAGGUCUUUAUCAAAAUCUUUGACGAAUUUUGGACACACGACGCCGAAAGAACAGCCAAACUAUUCAUCUAUUCGAAAGUUUGUUGUUGACAGCCAAGAUGUUCUGCCAACUGGCUUCGCCGGCAAAAGUCUUAUUUUUAAUAUCAGGUCCUACCGGCGUUGUUUUCUGAGCUACAUCGCCUUCUUCGUGGUACGAUUGAGAAUUUUAUUGUUGCUGUUGUUAGAACGUUAGAGUAUAUCCCUGGUAUAUCCGCGUCCAGCAAGUUGAGACCUUGAGAAAGCUUGGCAGUCAAGCCGUGCACAGAACUGACUAAUUGAAUCUUUGUUUGCUGUUCGGUUAAAUAGAGAAACUGACUCUUAAUUAUAUAAAAGUACCUUAAAUUUUUAAGUUUAAUUAAAAAGCAAAAUGCACACUCUGCGGACAUGUUCAUGAGAAUAUAAAUUUUUUGUGUGACGAAAUCUAUAACACUUGUCAAUCAUAUUGCAUGCUGUAUCUAAAAAUAACAUGUGAGCGUCCCACGGUCUAGACAGGUUUUGUGUCAGGCCCUAUUUAAAAUUAGGGCCGGAACUUCAGGUUAAGUUAGCAUGUUCUCAUAGGUUGAUAUAUAAUUAACUAAGAUUUCCGAUUAUACGCCACGCCUCCAAAAAACUUCUUAUGCUAGGAGCGGUCAUCUCAUUGGACGAUUCUAAAUGUAAUUGACGUUUGAGCAAGAAUACUGGCAAAGGGUUGGAUAACUUUGAUCUCUGACGUCACUUUCCUGUGAUAUUGCUCGAAACCAAAUACAGUACCGUUUCGUUCCUGCUGGGAAGAGAUGAAAUUGAACCUGAUGCCGAGAUUCUUGUUUGUGACUAAUUAUUGCCAAAAGAUGCAAAGCAACUAACUAUUUGUGUAUGUUAUCGGCCUCCAGACUAUGACGACUUUAUUGAACCGUUUGCCUCUUUAUUGGCCAAGUUUAAUCCUGAUGAUAUCUCUCGUCUAUAUAUCCUUGGUGAUUUUAAUUUCCCUUAUAUUAACUGGGGUACAGUUUCUGAUACACAAGACUCUGGAAGUGUGGAAGUGCAAAUUAUUUUUGUGAUUUGCUAAACAACUACUUUUUAACCAAAGUAGUGAAUGCAUCAACUAGAUAUUCUGGUCAAUAAAAUAACGUGGGGUCUAUUCAGGAUUUAAUUUUAUGCAAUUUCCCUGAUAAUGUACAGUAUCAGAACUGAGAAUUGAGUCGGAUAUUUUUUAGUCCGAUCAUUUGGUUGUUAAUUUUUGUAUUGAAGCUAAAGUCUAGCGUCAAAAAUAAACAAAACGUACUUUAUAAUUUUCAUAAUGCAGAUUGUUAUGGCACGAGGCAAUCUUUGCGCUUCAUUGAUUGGGACAACGUAUUGCUGGAAAACGAAGAUGUUAACGAAAGUUGUCAAAAAUGACAACAAGUGUUUAGAAAAAUUGCUGGUCAAUAUGUAGCAAAGGUACGCGUUCGCGACAUCCACCAGCCGCCUUGGGUAGACAGAGAAAUCGUUCAUUUAUUGCGUAAGAAGAAUAAUCUUAGGCGCAAGGCUAACGUUGUUUCUCAUCAUGAGAUUUCAGCGAGUGAGCCACGUUUUAAGGCGAAUUUAUUUAAUAAUUAUUCUCAAUCCGUAUUUAAUGCCCCAGUUGCUGGUGAAUCUGUUGUACCUCUGCCUACUCUGAACUAUACCACACAUGGUGUAUUAUCUGAUAUUGUCAUUUAGAGGGAUUUCGUGAGCAAAGCUCUUCGGUAUCUUGACGUAAACAAGGCUAGCUUUGGUAUCCCUUCACGGCUUCUUAAAGAAUGCUCUGAAGAAAUUACUGUACCUGUAACUACUUUAUUCAUCAAGACACUUGGUACUGGUGUGUUUACAAAUCAGUGGAAAGAUGCUAAUCUUGUCCCGAUACAUAAGGCUGAACGAAAGUCAAUUGUCUCUAAUUAUAAAGGAAUUUCAUUGCUUGAUCAACUGUCAAAAAUCCUUGAAAAAGGUGUUUUUGGUAGAUUGUUUGACUUUGUUUCACCAAAGCUAACCACUUGGCAACAUGGCUUCUUUCCUGGCCGUUCCACCGUUACCCAGCUACUUCAAGUAGUUCAUUUACUUUCUAGCGCCCUUGACAAAAAGCAACAGGUUGACUUAGUUUAUUUGGAUUUUUCGAAGGGGUUUGAUAGAGUGCCACAUGAUAAAUUUCUCCCCAAGCUCGGAACUAUCUAA